CACAAUGAACUCUUCCUUACAGAAUGAUUGGUUACCUGAAAAUCGAGUUAUUUUCAUUCCAAGUUAGGUGGGAGAUCAGGAGUGGCUGCAAAAUGAGCUUUGUUUCAGCAAUAUGGUGUCUGUUUAUAUUUGGCUUUCAGCUUUGUCCAGCCAGUGAUAAUGGUCAACCGAAGGUUCUUGAGUGUUACACUGACUAUCUCAAGGAAAUUACCUGCACCUGGAAUGUAGGCCCGAACACAAACUGUUCAACUGAUUACAGUCUGCAGUACAAGUUGUUGUAUAUUUCAUCGAAACUGAAUAAGAUAAUAGAUAUUAAAACACUUCCAGGAUCAAUCUGCCAAUGCAGUAUCACAAAGCCGACUUUGGUAUUUGCUGCUGAUUAUGAAAUUAUGAUCCUUUUCAAAGGAAAUGUGGUUCUCUCCAAACUCAUUACGCCAUCACAAACCAUAAAGCCUUUGGCUCCACACAACCUCAUGAUAAACAUUUCAGCAAACAAAGAGCAUUUCCUAGUCUGGGAUGAUGAUUACAACAACACAUUUAUCGAAAAGAAUCUGGAGUAUCAAAUCGCUUACAUGAAGACAGGAGGAAACUGGAAGAUGAUUAAUGUAACAAAUCAGAAAAUGCUGGCCGUCCAAUCGGUGUUGGAUCCUGGAUAUACCUACCUUAUGAAGGUUCGCUCCAAACCAAUAGCAGGAUAUAAUGGGGCAUGGAGUGACUGGAGCUCUGAGUAUGAGUGGCCUUAUGAUUCCUCUGACUUAAUUUCAACUGCAUUAAUUGUCUUCGUGUGUAUCAUCGUCCCUCUACCUGUGGCUAUCUGCUUCUUCGGUUUCAAAUUUGUAAAGAAGAAUUGGUGGGAGAAUAUUCCCAGACCUCAAAAGAGUGCUCUAUCUAAGGAAAAAUUUGACAUGUUGCAGAAGAAUGGACAUGUUUUCAGCGAUAACAUGCUUAAUGACUGCAAAGUGGAGAAGGUUUCGUGCACCAAUGAACUCCCAUGUUUUGGAGAGAAGAACAGGAUUGAAAGUGUUGAUGACAAGCUUUGCACCAUGAACAUCCCAGUCUUUCAACCCUUGAUGGAGAUCUCCGAUUCCAAUGAAAAAUUCCCCUUCCCUCAUUUUCCAGGUUUCAAUUUCCCAGUCCUGAAAAACCCCUUGACCUCUUUCUCGUUGCCCUUUGAGGAUUUGCCUUUUUCCACCUCCGAAGGUCCGGAUUACUCCUUAUUCAAAAGUGUCAUGAAAGACCAAGAAGAAGACAAGUACCACCCCUUCACUGUAAAUGAAGACAGAGACUCCCCACUCAAACUAAGUACCUACUCAGUUUGCCCAGGUGCUAACAGUAUGGCAACUGGAUCUUCUGAUGAAGUUGGUUAUAAAUCUUUCAGCAAUUGUGUCUCUGCACCCUGGACCAAAGUAACACAAACUGGAGAGAAACAGAACUCAGAGACCCAACUGGAGUCUAGUGAAAUUGAGUCAUCUGACUAUCUGUCUUCUGAUAAACUUACAUUCAAGUCAAUCAACAACAUGAUGCCAAAUUGUGAAUGGGAUAAAGUUCACAACACAUCAUGUGACUUCACACUGGAUGAUGGGACUCACUUCCCAAUAGACCCCUUCCCGAUGUUCCCUGAAAGCCUCCAGUCUUCAGCCUUGCAUUUGAAUGCACAGACACAGUGGUGGCAUCCAGUCUCAAUUCACAGGAUGUCCAGCACAACAGAGUCUGACUUCAACCCACAUCUCAUGACCUCACAGGACUGCUGCCUGAAACAGGAGCCAGUCUUGGGCACAAUGAAACAGGGGGAUGUUGGUCAAGCAGAGUCAGUCCAUCCAGGAAAUACAUUGGAAAAGACCCGGAUGAAAUACAUUGUGGUCCCAGAGGACUCUGAGCUGGCUCUGAAUGAGCUGACACCCUAUAUGAAACUGUCGUUACUAAAUGUGCAAGCAAAAGAUAAGAUACAGGGAGUGGAGUCAAUCCAUCCCCUAACCAAGCAUGCAUAUGUUAAUGAUAAUGUCACAGUUAUACAAAGGGACAACAUACUCGAGGGUUGAAAGGAUGAAUAGUUGGGCUUUACUGAACACUUCUAAAUCUUGAGAAAGAUAAAGACACACAUCUACGGACAAAGUAUAGCAGUAAUAGUAGCAUGCUUCAAUUCUUUUUACUUUAUUCAUCAAUUAUCUCAAAGUUUAAAAAAGGCAAAUACAACACAGGACCAUACAUACUUUGCAGAAAAUACACUAAUAAAAACAAGAAGAUUAGGGAAUAGAGUUAAAGACAAGGUGAUGUGAAGAAUUCCUCAAAUAUGUACAGGAAAAUUUCUUGAUUAGUACUGUACAUCCAGCUCAAUGAGAACGGAAAAAGUGCUGAAUAUUGGUGUGUUAUAUGCUCUUAAUAUACACAUCCAAACAUUAUUAUAAUGAUUAGUAAUCCAAUGAAGGGUCCUUUAUUGAAGAGUAAUAGGAUUCCAGGAGAGCUGUUCAUAAACAAAUAUGCUGAUCAACACUGCUGUGAUUACUUUUUAAUGUUAUCUUACUUUACGUAAUGUAAUGAAGUGUACCACACCAUUUACAUUUUCAAUGGUAUGUUAGUUGGUAUAUUGAAAUAUAUGUUCUAAAUGCAAUCAAUGUUUUUUCUUUAAAUUAGAAAACACAAGAUAUGUACAUAAUUUGAAAAGUAUGUAUUAACAAUUGUUCUGCUGAUUUGACUUGACCUGGUAAAUCAUUAAACUCUUGCUAAUUCAAA
This is a messenger RNA of Chiloscyllium plagiosum (whitespotted bambooshark), 2730 nucleotides long. RefSeq lists its product as uncharacterized. NCBI's taxonomy places the organism in Eukaryota, Metazoa, Chordata, Chondrichthyes, Orectolobiformes, Hemiscylliidae. Gene Ontology annotation, cellular component: external side of plasma membrane; membrane. The record is from RefSeq and is a predicted model, not a curated record. Gene Ontology annotation, molecular function: protein binding; cytokine receptor activity. Gene Ontology annotation, biological process: production of molecular mediator involved in inflammatory response; cytokine-mediated signaling pathway.